ACAGCAGCGGCAACUCCAGGCAGGAUUUUCUGGAGCCAUGUUGGAAGGCAAAGCCGUCAUCAAUGAGACUGAUAUGCUUCAAGCAAUGCAGCAAGACGCUCUCCAUUUAGCUGCAAAGGCUCUCGAUAAUUUCGAUGUCACUGAACCCACUGAUAUUGCUCAAUUCAUAAAGAAGGAAUUCGAUGAGACAUACGGGCUGGGGUGGCAAUGCAUCGUAGGAACAGAUUUUGGUUCGUUUGUGACACACAGCCAAGGCUGCUUCAUCUAUUUCUUCAUCGGUAGCCUUGCAUUCUUGCUUUUCAGGGGAACGGCUAACCUCGCUGUGGAAGCAGAUAAGAUCCUGCCACUGGAGGUUGUGGAGGCAUAAGCUCUGCUUCAUAAACCUUGACUUCCUUUUUGCUCUCCUCAAAUUUGUAUAUCAAGAAAAUAAAUAAAUAAACGAAUUCCAAGUUCUGUAA
Pyrus x bretschneideri (Chinese white pear) is the source of this 458-nucleotide messenger RNA. RefSeq names its product dynein light chain 1, cytoplasmic-like. Lineage: Eukaryota; Viridiplantae; Streptophyta; Magnoliopsida; Rosales; Rosaceae. Gene Ontology annotation, cellular component: dynein complex. Bases 38 to 367 code for a protein of 109 amino acids. Gene Ontology annotation, biological process: microtubule-based process. The transcript is spliced from 2 exons. The record is from RefSeq and is a predicted model, not a curated record. Gene Ontology annotation, molecular function: dynein intermediate chain binding; dynein light intermediate chain binding.